Molecule: messenger RNA, 1116 nt
Organism: Cololabis saira (Pacific saury)
Lineage: Eukaryota; Metazoa; Chordata; Actinopteri; Beloniformes; Belonidae
Product: zinc finger protein 239-like
Exons: 1
Coding region: 65-925 (286 amino acids)
Biological process (GO): regulation of transcription by RNA polymerase II
Cellular component (GO): nucleus
Molecular function (GO): RNA polymerase II transcription regulatory region sequence-specific DNA binding; DNA-binding transcription factor activity, RNA polymerase II-specific
Source: RefSeq, a predicted model, not a curated record
CAAAGAUGAGGAAGGGACUGAAAGUUUCCGCUCAGACUCCAGUAAAACUGCAGAUCCGGAGCCAAUGAGACGACACGGUGACCACGAAGAUGCUGCUGUCCCGUCAGACAGCAACUGUAAAUCAAAGCUGACCAGGACCCACACGGGGCAGAAGGCGUUUUCUUGCAGCACUUGCAGGAAAGAGUUCAGUAGAAGUUGUAAUUUAAUGGAUCACAUGAAGAUCCACACUAACGAAAGGCCCUAUCUGUGCGACACCUGCAACAAAACCUUUACUAGAUCAUCACAUCUUAAAAGCCACAUAUACACGCACACGGGCGAGAAGCCCUACAUCUGCAAAACAUGUGGAAAAAGUUACAGGCUACGUUCCACCUUGGUGGUUCACUUGAGGAUCCACACCGGCGAAAAGCCGUACCUGUGCAACACCUGCGGCAAAAGCUUUAUUAGAUUAUCAAAUCUUAAAAGCCACAUAACCAUACACACGGGUGAGAUGCCCUACAUCUGCAAAACAUGUGGAAAAAGUUACAGGCUAUCUUCCCACCUGGUGGUUCACUCGAGGACCCACACCGGCGAAAGGCCGUACCUGUGCAACACCUGCAGCAAAACCUUUGCUGAUUUAUCACAUCUUAAACGGCACAUAACCACGCACACGGGCGAGAAGCCCUACAUCUGCAAAACAUGUGGAAAGAGUUACAGGCUACGUUCCACCCUGGUGGUUCACUUGAGGACCCACACUGGCGAAAGGCCGUACCUGUGCAACACCUGCGGAAAAACCUUUACUAAAUCAUCACAUCUUAACCGUCACAUAACCACGCACACGGGUGAGAAGCGAUAUUUGUGCAAGACAUGCAACAAAGGUUUUAGCCGCAGAAUUGAUUUGCUGAGUCACAUGAACAAUCACCCGGAGGAGAAGUCUGGUGACUCGUGACAAAUGAAGCUCAUGUUGUCGUCCUCCGGGGGCAGCUGUCCACUCCUGUCUGACCCACAGAAGAAGAACCCGCAGAAGUCCAACCACCACCUCCUGUGGCUGAUGAGCCUAAUCCCCUCCCCACAAGGGUUGCAGGUUCAACCCGGAUUUAUGCUUCUCCGUCAACUUGACGCAGAGGGAACGAUGUGGCU